Messenger RNA from Dentiscutata erythropus, 1551 nucleotides. The record is from the annotation of a GenBank genome assembly. Lineage: Eukaryota; Fungi; Glomeromycota; Glomeromycetes; Diversisporales; Gigasporaceae.
AUGUUUAAACUUGGUUUAAAACUUUUAGAUAAAAAAAGAGAGAGUAAAUCUAACUCUCCAGUCAAAACUGAGUUACCAUCCGCCUUACCAGCAUUCGAGUGGCAGGUCACUGGUGAUUCUGGUUUAGGUGACCUUAUAACAAAAGAAAAGGAAAUCAUCACACUUCCAGAAGUUGCCAUAUUUGGGACCACAAAUGAACGUAAAAUUGUUGCUAGGAGAGUUCCAACUGUAAAUAAUGGUCGUACUUCAAAUGCUGAAUCUAAUAGAUUAAGAUUAUUACAAAUAAUUGAAAAUGAAGAUGCUCGAAAUAAUUUUCAAGAUUAUUUAAAAUCUCAAUAUUGUGAAGAAAAUUUGGACUUUUAUAUGGAUGUUGUACAAUAUCGUGACCUUUUUUCUUCAUCUGGAGCUAAUCUAAAAAAUGAUGAUAUUAGAGAAAUAAGUUCAACAGCAAAAUAUAUAUGGAAUUAUUAUUUAGAUUCUGAUACUUCAUCAAAACCUUUAAAUGUUCCACAGGAUCUCGCAAAUCAAUGUAGACAAAAAAUUGAUUCAAAAAAGUUUACUGAUGAUAUAUUUGAUAAACUUCAACAGCAUUGUUUCGAUCUUAUGGUUCAAGAUUCUCUUCCAAAAUUCUUACGUAGAUCUGUGAUGCAUGAAAAUUUUUCAUCUUCAAACUCUUCAAUAACUUCUUCUUAUCUUAAGCCAUCUUCUUCAACUCAAAAACCACUUUUCGGUCCAAGAAGAUCAUUAUCUUCUGGUUCUCUUAAAUCAAGAAUGGCUUCAACUUUGGCAUCUAUUAAAACUGCUGAUCGAACUAUAAUAACUCUGGAAAAUAAAUCAAAUUCUAGUUUUAAAAAUACUAAAUUAGUUCAUGAAAAUAGGUUAAAUUCGAGUUUUAAUAAUUCAUUUGCAAAAGAAAAUAGAUCAAAUUCGAGUUUUAAUCAUUCAUUUGCAAAAGAAAAUAGGUCAAAUUCGAGUUUUAAUAAUUCAUUUGCAAAAGAAAAUAGGUCAAAUUCGAGUUUAAAUAAGUCAUUUGCAAGAGAAAAUAGGUCAAAUUCGAGCUUUAAUAGCUCAUUUGGUCAUGAAAAUAAGUCAAAUUCGAGUUUUAACAUUAUAUCUACUACAAAGACUGAUCCUGAUCAGUCGGAAAGCAAUAGAUCUUCAACUGUAUCAACUGAUUCUACAUCAUCAUCACCGUCAACAAAUUCUUCUUUAAGUACAAAUUCUCUCUCAUCUCGAAUUUCUUUAUCAAACAUCAAACGUCGCGUGCUCACGCGUCGUCGAAAUUCAACAAGUUUGGCUUCAACUCAUAAAACCAUGGAUAUGCCAGGAUCAUAUCCAUGUACCCCCGUCAACUGUGAUAACUGUGAUGAUUGUGAUGAAUUAGACCUCUUAUCACGUGACAAAAAAUUAUGGCACAAACAUAAACUUCGUCGUAAUAUGUCAACAGCUAAUUUUCAAUCUGACUCAAAAUCAAAACCUUCAAUUAUUGUGGGUGGCCAGGUGUACGUUGCUGAUAAAACUAUUCCUCAAAUUCCUACUGCAAUAAAAUAA